CUAACCUAACAUUACAUUAUUUUUAAUUAAUUUUUGUAAGUACUAUUAAAUAUAUAAUUAAAACUAGUCAAUAAUGACGUGGAUAUUUUUACUACAAGAUUCUUACAUCGGUGACUGUUGCAGUUUAGAAAUAGUUCCUUUGAAGCACCCAGGCACCGGCAAGAAAAGUUUAUUUGUUUUCAAUAAACAACAUGAAAUACAAGAAAUGAUGUCGUUUUCUGAAUCAAAGCGUUCGUGGUUUAUAAAUGACACUGUGGCUUCAAAUGGGAAUUUAUAUUUGUCGACGCCUAUUGAUCCUUUAUUUUAA
This is a messenger RNA of Ctenocephalides felis (cat flea), 307 nucleotides long. Its product is annotated as ribonuclease H2 subunit B-like. NCBI's taxonomy places the organism in Eukaryota, Metazoa, Arthropoda, Insecta, Siphonaptera, Pulicidae. The coding region runs from base 74 to 307 and encodes 77 amino acids. The transcript has 2 exons. Gene Ontology annotation, biological process: RNA catabolic process; ribonucleotide metabolic process. The record is from RefSeq and is a predicted model, not a curated record. Gene Ontology annotation, cellular component: ribonuclease H2 complex; nucleoplasm.